Molecule: messenger RNA, 1287 nt
Organism: Vigna radiata var. radiata (mung bean)
Lineage: Eukaryota; Viridiplantae; Streptophyta; Magnoliopsida; Fabales; Fabaceae
Exons: 2
Coding region: 1-1287 (428 amino acids)
Biological process (GO): proteolysis
Molecular function (GO): aspartic-type endopeptidase activity
Source: RefSeq, a predicted model, not a curated record
AUGGAGAAAAUCUACAAUGCCAAAAGAUGCUCCAAUGAGAGCAGACUAGUGUAUACUGAGUACCAACUGACAGGAGAAGCCUGUCAUUGGUGGAGUGCAAUGAAGGCGCUGUUAGAGGAUCAACGUAUUCCUGUCACUUGGGACUUGUUCAAGGAGAAGUUUUAUGGGGAAUUUUUCCCUGACAGUGUUCGGUUUGCCAAAGAAGUAGAGUUCCUCCAGCUGACACAAGGAGGAAUGACCGUAUCAGAGUAUACCGAUAGAUUCAAGCACCUCGUUCGAUUUUACACCAUGGGAAUCAACGAGGAAUGGCAAUGCAGGAAGUAUGAGAAUGGGUUGAAGCCGGAUUUGAAGGUAAUGAUUUCCAAUUUGUGCAUAAAGUCCUUUCCGGUCAUGGCUGAAAGAGCAAAAGUAUUGGAAAGAAACAUGUUGGAAGCCGAACGAUAUAAGAAGCAACAACAAUCGACUGUUCGAGUACCUGUUCCCUCCCGCAGUAGUCUCAGCCUAAGGCAGACCCCUUACUCUCGACCUCUUCCUUUGAGGUCAGGUUCCUCCUCUCAAGGAUCCGUGUCUGCCAAUUACUCAGACCAGCCGGGAUCAAUAAGAUGCUUUAACUGUGGAGGACCACAUUACCGGUCGUCCUGCCCUCAGCUAGGAGGAUACAAACAUUGUUCUCGGUAUGGACGGAAUGGACAUUUUGAUACCGAAUGCAACAUGGGAAGCCGAGCUGUCAUGAGACCUCCCAUUGUAGGCAGAACUGCCCAGAGAAGUAGUGGAAGGGCCCAAGCUGUGGGUCAGGUAUAUGCUUUGACAGGAGUGGAGGCAGCAAGUUCAGGUAACCUUAUCAUCAGUACUUGCUUGCUGUUUGGUGUUCCCUGCUGUGUAUUAUUUGAUUCGGGGGCAACACAUUCCUUUAUCUCGAAGGCAUGUGUUGAAAAACUGGGUCUAGCUGAGUGUGAGAUGCAGCUUGAUUUGGUGGUGACAACCCUAGCAGCUGGUGAGGUUAGGACAUCUACCGUAUGUGUUAGAUGCCCUAUUGAGGUAGAAGGGUAUAAGUUUAAGGUAAACCUCAUAUGUUUGCCUCUUCAAGACUUAGAAGUAAUUUUAGGAAUGGAUUGGUUAACCUCCAAUCACAUUCUUAUUGAUUGUGGGAAGAAGAAGUUGAUUUUCCCAAAAGAAGAGGAGAAGCUGACUUUGACGCUCGGGCAGAUCAGAGAGGAUUUGAUUGAAGGUGCCAUGAGUUUCCUUAUUUUGACAGGUGCCAGGCCUACCCCCACCAAGAGAGGUUGA